AAAGUCCUUAAUUGUGUACUUAAGUUGGUAAUUUCCUUCAACUUAUAAAUAAUGGGGAUUCCAGUUGUUGAUUUUUCAAAGGUUGAUGGAAAGGAGAGAGCCGAUACUCUGGCUCUGAUUGAUCAUUAUUGUCAAGAGUGGGGAUUCUUUCAGUUAAUCAAUCAUGGCAUCUCUGAGGACCUCCUGGACAGGGUGAAGAAGGUGGCCACUGAAUGCUAUAAGCUAGAAAGGGAGGCAGGUUUCAAGAACUCAAAACCAGUCCAGUUGCUAAAUCAACUGCUAGAAAAUAAUAGCAAUGCGAAAAUAGAGAAUGUGGAUUGGGAGGAUGUUUUUCUACUCUCGGAUGAGAAUGAUGUUGAGUGGCCAUCAAAAACACCUGGUUUCAUAGAAACCAUGAAGGAAUACAGAACUGAGCUGAAGAAAUUAGGACAUAAAGUCAUGGAAAUAAUGGAUGAAAAUUUAGGUUUGCCAAAAGGCUAUAUUAAGAACACUUUUGAUGGUGGAGUAGAGAAUACUGCAUUUUUUGGCACCAAGGUGAGCCACUAUCCACCGUGCCCCCACCCAGAGAAGGUAAAUGCUCUUCGAGCCCACACCGAUGCUGGGGGCGUCGUCUUGCUCUUCCAAGAUGAUGAGGUGAAAGGCCUUCAAAUGUUGAAAGAUGGGGUUUGGACUGAUGUGCAACCUUUGAAAAAUUCUAUAGUCAUCAAUACAGGUGAUCAGAUUGAAGUUUUGAGCAAUGGGAGGUACAAGAGUAUUUUACAUCGAGUUGUGCCACAAACAGAUGGACAAAGGAGGUCAAUUGCUUCAUUCUAUAAUCCAUCACUCAAGGCAACCAUAGCACCCGCUCCACCACUGCUCGGUCCCGAAGUGGAGAACAAGGCGAGCGACCCAGCCAAGUACCCCAAGUUUGUAUUUGGGGACUACAUGUCCGUUUAUCUCGAACAAAAAUUCCAACCUAAAGAACCAAGAUUUCAGGCUGUAAAAGCCGUGUAAGAAUCUAAAACAAUUGCUGGGGAUGUUGCAUGAGACUUUAGGGAUGUGUGUUGAGAAAUUAUGCAAUGUGUGUGUGUGUUUGCGCUUGUGUGUUUGUGUUAUGAAGAUGGGUUCGGGUUUGUCCUUGUAGCAAAAUGCUUUAUUUGAGCAUAUGCUUCUUCCCUUGUACGUCUAUGAAUGGUAUGGAAAUAAAUAAAGUGUCCAUCUUGUCUUCUAUCUGGAAUAGUUCAAUUGUUCUUUUUUUUUUUCUUUUUUUGA
Sesamum indicum (sesame) is the source of this 1251-nucleotide messenger RNA. Its product is annotated as 1-aminocyclopropane-1-carboxylate oxidase 5-like. NCBI's taxonomy places the organism in Eukaryota, Viridiplantae, Streptophyta, Magnoliopsida, Lamiales, Pedaliaceae. The record is from RefSeq and is a predicted model, not a curated record.